Molecule: messenger RNA, 306 nt
Organism: Dibothriocephalus latus
Lineage: Eukaryota; Metazoa; Platyhelminthes; Cestoda; Diphyllobothriidea; Diphyllobothriidae
Source: the annotation of a GenBank genome assembly
AUGAACCAAAAUAUGCUGACAAGAAUGACCGCUUUCUUGGUGGAACAGGAGGGCUUUCAAGUCACGCUUCCUUCCGUUAAUGAAACCCAGGCCAAUGAUGUCACGCCAGCGGAUGUAAAUGCUCUUGCACCGGGUCGAGCUGUGGCCGCAGCCAGCUUCAUUCUCAAACCCGUUGACUGGCGCAUGGACAGUACACAGGACCCGGACAUCUGGCUUGUGACACAUGACUUCACAGACAUUUCCAUAAUAGGCGAGGCCGUGGUUAUAGAUAAUUUAUUCGAUCGGCUUAAGGUCGAAGACUCAUGA